AUGACGACCCAAAUGGCAAAGCUAAUCAGGAAUGGACUCUUCAAAGAAGUUCUAACUCUUUACUCGCAAUUCCAUUCUGCCUCUAUCUCUGGCAUGUUUCUUCCCAAAAAACCUGCCUUUCCUUAUCUCCUUAAAGCUUGCGCCGGCCUUAAAGCGCUUUCUGAAGCACAAAUGUUGCAUGCCCACAUCAUCAAAUCGGGGUUUCAGUUCAAUAUUCACACCGCAACUGCUCUAGCAAGUGUGUAUAUGAAGCUUGGCCUCGUGGAUAAUGCCACCUAUGUGUUCGAUGAAAUACCUCAACCGACUAUCGCUCUCUAUAAUGCGGUGAUCUCUGGGUUUUCUCAAAAUGGGUUUAGCGAUAAGGCCCUGAAAAUGUUCCGCUUAGCUAACGAUAGAAAUGUUAGACCCGAUUCGGUUACCAUAGCCAGUGGGCUCUCUGCCUGUUUUGAUGUUGAGCAUGGCGUGCAGCUGCAUUCUUGGGCUGUUAAGAUUGGGGUGGAAAUCGAUAUUUACGUGGCUACGUCUUUGGUAACUAUGUAUUUGAGUUCUCGAGCUCUGGCUUCAGCGGAAAGGCUCUUUCUGAUGAUCCACAAUAAAAGUGUUGUCUUCUAUAAUGCAUACUUAUCAGGGAUGCAGCAGAAUGGGGCCAACUGUCAGGUUCUGAGUACAUUUAAUGAGAUGAGAUCGUCAUCGGGUGAACGGCCCAAUUCUGUUACAUUGCUUUCAGUUACCUCUGCUUGUGCUAAUCUUAAGCACCUACGGUAUGGUAGGCAAGUUCAUGCACUUGUAACCAAAGGGAAGCAGAUGUUCGACACUAAGAUUGGGACUGCCCUGGUAGAUAUGUAUUCCAAGUGUGGUUCUUGGGACUCUGCGUAUGAGGUAUUUAAAGAACUUGGUAGUCGUAGGAACUUAAUAACUUGGAAUUCAAUGAUUGCUGGGAUGAUGUUGAAUAAUCAAUGUGAAAGUGCUGUGGACCUCUUCGCUCAGUUAGAAGGUGAAGAAUUUUUACCAGAUUCAGCAACAUGGAAUUCCAUGAUUAAUGGGUGUUCCUGCCUAGGGAAACCAGAGGAAGCUUUUAUCUUUUUCAGGAAAAUGAUUUCCUUUGGUGUGGUGCCUUCGCCGAAAUGCAUCACAAGUUUGUUGACGGCCUGUUCAGCUCUUUGUGCUCUGCGAUAUGGACAAGAGAUUCAUGCAUGUGUCCUCCGGACUGGUAUUGAUAGUGAUAACUUCAUUGCUACCGCAAUGAUUGAUAUGUAUAUGAAAUGUGGGGAGACUACUUUCGCCCAGGAUAUCUUCAACCAUUAUGAAAUCAGGCCCACAGACCCAGCAUUCUGGAAUGCAAUGAUCUCGGGUUAUGGCAGAAAUGGCAGAGGCGAAGAUGCUUCUAAGUUGUUCUAUCAGAUGCUGGAGGAGAGAGUGCAGCCAAAUUUAGCAACGUUUAAUUGCAUGCUCUCAAUGUGUUCUCAUACUGGUCAAGUUGAUUUGGGGUGGCAAAUUUUUCAGUUAAUGAUUGUCGAUUAUUCCUUACAACCGACUUCAGAGCAGCUCAGUAUCAUAAUAGACAUGCUUGGCCGAUCUGGCCUGCUGAAAGAAGCCCAAGAUCUACUACAAGAAGUAACAGAGCCCUCGUCCUCAGUUUUUGCUUCAUUGCUGGCAGCUAGUAAGCAGUAUAUAGAUUCUGAAGUGGCGGAAGAAAUGGCCAAAAAACUUUCAGCUUUACAGCCAGAUAAUCCUAUUCCUUUUUUGAUUCUAUCCAAUAUUUAUGCUGGAUUAGAAAAGUGGAACGAUGUUGAGAGAAUCAGGACCUUUGUCGGUGAAACAAAAUUGAGAAAAGUUCCUGGUCAUAGCAAAGUAGGAGUAACAUAA
Molecule: messenger RNA, 1866 nt
Organism: Oldenlandia corymbosa var. corymbosa
Lineage: Eukaryota; Viridiplantae; Streptophyta; Magnoliopsida; Gentianales; Rubiaceae
Source: the annotation of a GenBank genome assembly